ACUUUCAAUAUGGCCGACGAAGAAAGAAGUGUUGUAAACAACACACAAUCUACUGAAAAUAUCUCUAUAUCUCAAAGAUGUCGAACUAUAUUUAGCAGACGAAAUCUUGGUAUCUUGUUUCUUGGACAAAUGCUCUCCUUAUGUUUGUGUGGAACAGGAAUAUUUAGUCAACUACUUGAACAGGAUCACCACAUCAAGACACCAACCACACAAAGUUUUCUUAAUUAUGUAUUAUUACUGAUAUUAUUUAUGAGCCAACUGGUUUACAGAGGGGGAUUUCUGGAAGUAUUAAAGGAAAGAGGAUGGAAGUACUUGGUUCUUGGUUUGAUUGAUGUGGAGGCUAACUAUCUGGUGGUAAAAGCAUACCAGUAUACAAACCUUACAAGUAUCCAGGUCCUUGAUUGUUUUUCCUUACCAACAGUAUUAGUUCUAUCCUUAAUAUUUUUAAAAGUCCGGUAUAAGUUAGUACAUUACAUUAGUGUGGUGGUGUGCCUCGUUGGAAUAGCUUGUCUGGUAACUGCUGAUUAUUAUGGCUCUAGAUAUUAUGGACCAGGUUCAAAUCAGAUUCUUGGUGAUGCAUUGGUCUUGUGUGGAAGUAUUUUGUAUGGUCUUUCUAAUGUGUCCCAAGAAUUCUUGGUCAAAACCUUCAGCAGAGUAGAAUUCCUGGCCAUGAUUGGUUUAUCUGGAUCUGUUGUUUCUGGAAUACAAAUGGCUGUGUUGGAAAGACAUGAGCUUUCUUCAAUUGAAUGGAAUUAUGAUGUCGCAUUUUAUUUCCUUGGAUUUGCUGUGUGCCUUUUUCUCUUGUACACACUCAUGCCAAUAGCGUUGAAGAUCAGUAGUGCAAUGGUGGUGAACCUGUCGCUUCUGACUGCUGACUUUUACACGCUAUUACUCGGCUUGUUACUCUUCAAGUACAAGUUUUCACCACUUUAUUUUGCUGCAUUCUCCCUGGUGAUUACUGGACUUGUGUUCUACAACAGCAAAUCUGUCCCUACACUACCCCCUUCGAAUCGAACAUACUUACAGCUGGAGGAUGAAAAUUCACCUCAAGAAACAGAAUUAAACGUUUGUUGUUAAUAGGUUAGUUUAGUAUAGUGCACACCAUAUAGCCGUGAAAAACGUAAAUUAAUGAACUUGCCCAAAUUAGUAAGCUCAGUACACCUCAGUAGACCAUAGACCUACAAAACGUUGCACUAAUUUGAAAAUUUUUGUUUGUUAACUUUUUCAAAGCAGAUUAAGAUAAAAGAGUCAACAUUUGUAAGUAUGAACGUAUAGUUUACUCAGCAGAAUUGAUGGAUUCAAUUGCCGUGUUUUGAAUCUAAACGAACAAGCAAUAGGCUUAAGCGAGUAAGUUAAGCUCCUUUCUGAAGUGGACCUGCUUCUCCAUAUAUUUCAAAGAACGGCGUUCUUUUAAUAAGACAAAUUAUCCACGGUUUAAUUAUUUUGCCAUUAGAGACCUUUUGCUCUAAGUUCUUGCUAGGUACCGCGAACCUUGAUCUACUUACAGUUUGAGGUCAAGCGUUUUUCGUCAAACUUUGGAGUACACAUAUAUUAACGAAGUUGUUGUUGGAAAAGCGGCGAUAUUGAAUUUCUUGGAUGCUUAGUUAUGCUCGCUUUUAGUGGUACUAUUUCUGUCAGUAUAAAAGUAUGAAAGGGCCACAGGUUUGUUAGCAUAUUGCUAUUUAGUGCUACCCUCAGUAAAUAAAGAGUUUAUU
This is a messenger RNA of Actinia tenebrosa (Australian red waratah sea anemone), 1715 nucleotides long. RefSeq names its product solute carrier family 35 member F1. Gene Ontology annotation, molecular function: transmembrane transporter activity. Lineage: Eukaryota; Metazoa; Cnidaria; Anthozoa; Actiniaria; Actiniidae. Gene Ontology annotation, cellular component: membrane. The record is from RefSeq and is a predicted model, not a curated record. Gene Ontology annotation, biological process: transmembrane transport.